AUGAAGAACAUAAACCAUCAUCAAGCUGGAGGUGUUCCUAUUAGGUCGAUCGGAUAUGCAGCUGAAGUGGCUGGAAAACCUGCUGUUUCUACAGAUCUUAAUAGACUCUGUCUUCAAACCACUUCGUCAGAUUCCUCCCAAUAUAAACAGAAAGAAGUGGAUUCACUAAUGGCUUGGAUGAGCAAAUUCAGAAAGAAGGCAGACAGCUACAUGAAAGGCAUAAAAUAUCAUGUGAGUCUAGGGCCCAAAAUCUCAGAGACAGUGAAGGGAAAAUUGAGCUUGGGUGCAAAGAUUCUUCAAGCUGGAGGUGUUGAAAGAGUCUUCAGGCAGAAUUUCUCGGUUGCAAAAGGAGAGAAGCUGUUGAAGGCAUUCCAGUGCUAUCUGUCAACCACAGCAGGCCCUAUAGCAGGACUGCUCUUCAUUUCCACUGACAAGAUAGCGUUCCGGAGUGAUCGAUCCCUCAGGAUCACUUCUCCCAAAGGAAAUUUGGCGAGAGUUCCUUACAAGGUUUUGAUCCCAGUAGGAAGGGUGAAAAGGGCCAGCCUGAGUGAGAACUCAGACAAGCCUCAUCAAAAGUACAUCCAGAUUGUCACCGGGGAUGAUUUUGAGUUCUGGUUUAUGGGUUUUCUCUGUUAUCAGAGAUCUCUGAAGCACUUACGAAGAGCAAUCUCAAGAUCUCAAGUAGGAGUUCUGCAGUGAACGGAAUUGGAGUGCCUUCUUGAUUCGAAUAGUUCUGUAUAUUUAGGUGGUGGAGUGUUAUGACUUGUAUUUGGUACUGAAACUGCUCUCAAUUUUCCAGAAGAGUCAAGUUCAAUGC
This is a messenger RNA of Musa acuminata AAA Group (dessert banana), 817 nucleotides long. Its product is annotated as GEM-like protein 7. The transcript is spliced from 4 exons. Lineage: Eukaryota; Viridiplantae; Streptophyta; Magnoliopsida; Zingiberales; Musaceae. The record is from RefSeq and is a predicted model, not a curated record. The coding region runs from base 1 to 699 and encodes 232 amino acids.